Trichogramma pretiosum is the source of this 777-nucleotide messenger RNA. RefSeq names its product high affinity cGMP-specific 3',5'-cyclic phosphodiesterase 9A-like (gene Pde9). The record is from RefSeq and is a predicted model, not a curated record. Gene Ontology annotation, biological process: cGMP catabolic process. NCBI's taxonomy places the organism in Eukaryota, Metazoa, Arthropoda, Insecta, Hymenoptera, Trichogrammatidae. Gene Ontology annotation, molecular function: 3',5'-cyclic-GMP phosphodiesterase activity. The annotation marks the transcript as partial. The transcript has 4 exons.
AUUAAUUUGAAAAAUAAAAUCACAGAAUCUGUACUGUUUAGAUCCAAACAAGGUUUGAAUAAAAAUUUUUCAUCCAUUAAAUGGAUUGAAAAAAUAUUUGAAACAUCCAAACUUCCACUAACAAAGCACGAUAAAAUGUAUCCAAACACUUUCAACCGAAGUGUAUCUCGAAAAUUGCGAGAGGGACUGAAAUCGCCUAAAUUUGAUGCUCGACAGUGGCAAGAUCAAGACCUACUUUUAUUCUUAAAAGUAAUGUUUACUGAGCUCGGUUUAAUGAAUAAAUUCAAGAUAAAUAUUACAAAAUUACAUUCAUUUUUAAUCAAAGUUUACGACAGUUACAAUGAUGUUCCAUUCCACAAUUUUAGACAUUGCUUUUGCGUCGCUCAAAUGAUGUAUGUAAUUAUAUGGGCAGUAGACCUCAUAUCAAAAUUAGGAGAACUAGAAGUUUUGAUUUUAAUGGUUUCAUGCAUCUGCCACGAUCUUGAUCAUCCAGGUUACAACAAUAUCUAUCAAAUUAACGCUCACACUGAAUUAGCAUUACGUUAUAAUGAUAUUUCUCCACUUGAAAAUCAUCAUUGCUCAGUAGCAUUUUAUUUAAUGGAAAAAAAGGAAUGCAACAUAUUUUCAUCAUUUGAUUCAGAUAAUUAUAAAAUUAUUCGCGAAGGAAUUAUAAGAUGCAUUCUUGCAACAGAUAUGGCGAGGCACAAUGAAAUUCUUGCAGAAUUCAAUGAGAUAGUUUCUUCUUUUGAUUACACAAGUAAAAGUCACACAAAUCUU